Molecule: messenger RNA, 1245 nt
Organism: Cephus cinctus (wheat stem sawfly)
Lineage: Eukaryota; Metazoa; Arthropoda; Insecta; Hymenoptera; Cephidae
Product: GILT-like protein C02D5.2
Exons: 4
Coding region: 384-1100 (238 amino acids)
Molecular function (GO): oxidoreductase activity, acting on a sulfur group of donors, disulfide as acceptor
Source: RefSeq, a predicted model, not a curated record
CAAUAGCAUAUAAUUCUUUUCUCCAUUUAAUCAUAGAUAAUACUUAGUAUAACAUAUUAAUCAAAAUUAGUGAACGUAAGAUUCCUGUUUUACUAAUUGUAAGAUUCAUAAAGUCAAUGUAUAAUAUGGCAUGGCGAACAACGAUGCUGCAGAUGUUAACCAAAAGUGUCAGUGCUGUCCAGUGCUGUCAGUACCAAUACAGCCAUGUGAGGUACAAUGGGAUGGAUAAGGAAGAAAAGUUAAUGAUGUGUGGAAUGAUAAGAUAUUGAACGUUUUCACUAUAGAAGCAUUUCGUCAUCACUUUUGCUAGUCGAUUAAAUAUUGUUGAUUGUGGCUUUACGUUUAUAUUGUUAUAACGGAUUUUUAUAUCGAUAUAGUAAAUAAUGGGGUUAGGUAGUUUUCGAUAUAGGCUCUUAGUAGCAUUUUUCGUACUUUUGCUACUUUGGCAAUCGAUAAAACUUUGGUCGCCGUCCAUUCAAGACUCUACAAUACAGGAGUUACAGGUAAAGCAAGCUGCUGAAGAAGUAGCGGGAAAAGGAGAUACUUCCAAAACUCAAAAAGUUCUUGUGACUGUAUAUUAUGAAGCUCUCUGUCCAGACUCCAGGAGUUUUGUAGUUAAACAGCUGGUGCCAACAUUCCAAACGUUACCACAAAAUGUUUUAAUAGAACUGGUUCCAUAUGGAAAAGCUAAGACUGUCAAGACCGACAAUGGUUAUGAAUUUGAAUGUCAACAUGGACCCAUUGAGUGUCAGGCUAAUAUUAUACAUGCUUGUACCAUUAAUAUUAUUAAGGAUCCAUCAUUGCAGCUGCAAUAUAUAUCAUGUAUGAUUCAGAACAAUAUUAAACCUGUUGAUAUAAUGCAAACAUGUGCUGAACAAAUGGAAUUGGACUAUCAGCAAAUACAAGAAUGUUCUGAUGAUGCGAAAGGGAAAAAUCUUUUAGCUAUGUAUGGUGAAAUGACUCAUGCGUUGAAACCAGGUGUCAGUUUUAUCCCUACUGUUACAUUAGAUAAGAACUCUGAUAAUCAACCAGCUAUACUCAAGAACUUACUGCACCAAGUAUGCCUGUUACUUAAUUCUCCACCUCCAGGUUGCAUAUAGUAAAAUCAGAUUGUAUUGAACACGAAGAAGAAGCAGCAUAUUUUUUACCAUAACAAUAUGACAUAUCACUAUGAUCUCCCGUGAAUACUCUUCUGUCAUAUAUCUUAUAAGAAAAUCGUACAGGAAAUACACUUUUUUAAAGAAA